AUGUGUUGUGUUUACCACUUGGGCCAACUUGGCAAAGAAAGCCUCUGGAGCACCGCAGCACAGUUACGAGACCUGAGCAAAACCCUGUCCCUGCCAGACCAGCUCCAUAAGCUCCAGGAACAGCUUUACCAUCUGCGCUGGAGCACAAAGGAUGUUGCGGAGCAGGCUCUACAGGAAGGCGUGAAGCAGGCAAAGCUCCCAGGCUUUACCGGAUGGGCUGUUCAGGAGAUCAUCAAUCAAGCCCUGGAGAAUCUGGUGGAAAUCCAGGUCCCGAUGCCAGAUUACGCCCUGAAAUCAGCAGGGGCUGCUGUCAUUCAUUCCAGAACUUCUCCAUCCCUCCGGAACGCCAAAGCCAAACUCUUCUUCUAUUCCCUGCCAUUGAUGGACUACAUGAGGUCCCCUGAGCUUAUUCUGGAGCCAGAAAAUUAUCCUGGAAACUGCUGGCCCUUCCCAGGAAGUCAGGGUCACGUGUUCAUCAAGCUCUCUGUGCCAGUCAUUCCAAGAUCAGUCACCAUGGACCAUGUCUCAGGGACAGCGUUCCACGGAGAAAGUAUCUCCGGAGCUCCAAAGGACUUUGCUGUCUACGGCUUCAAGGAAGAACACGAGGAGCAGGGAAUGUUCCUGGGACAGUUCACUUUCCUGGCGCCACUGAAUCCCAGUCAGACCUUCCAGCUGAAGAACGAGCUCCCUGGGGUCGUGAAUUACAUCAGGCUGCAAGUGCUGAGCAACUGGGGCCACCCGGACUACACCUGCCUGUAUCGGUUCAGGGUGCACGGUGAUCCGCCAAAAGACGGGGGAGACACGGCAGUUUCACCUGUCAAUAAAUUCCAUUAA
Messenger RNA from Columba livia (rock pigeon), 834 nucleotides. Its product is annotated as SUN domain-containing protein 3-like. The record is from RefSeq and is a predicted model, not a curated record. Bases 1 to 834 code for a protein of 277 amino acids. The transcript has 7 exons. Gene Ontology annotation, molecular function: protein-membrane adaptor activity. Lineage: Eukaryota; Metazoa; Chordata; Aves; Columbiformes; Columbidae. Gene Ontology annotation, cellular component: meiotic nuclear membrane microtubule tethering complex; nuclear envelope.